GGGGACCGCGGGGCCGUUGGUUUCGGGACGGAACGUUCAGGCGGCUGGGGCGGGCGCGAGGGGGAAGGGUUUGCGGCAGCGCCGCUGCCGGCUAACGCGGAGGGGCGCCUGGAGGCGGCGUGGCGUCCGCUCGGGCUCCGACUCCGGCUCCGGCUGUCGCUCUCGCUUCUAGCCCGCGUGCCUGCGCAGUCCCCUCCCCGAGAACCAUCCCCUUGCCCCGCCCAGCGUCAGGGGUGCGCGGCCGCCGAGAGACCCCGGAGGCGUAGCCGGCUGCGGAGGCGAAGAGGUGGGAGCGCGAGCUGGGACCAGCGUCUCGGAGGCGCCGCAGAGACAGGAUCUUGCUGUAUUGCCCAGGCCGGUCUUGAACUCCUGAGUUCAAGCAGUCCACUUUGGCCUCCCAGAAUGCUGGGAUUACAAGCAUGAGCCACCACGCCUGGUCUGAUUUUGGAAAAAUUAAAGAAUAUGGAGAUAGCUUGGGGAAAGAGACCCAGAUGGUUUGGGAUUUCUGUUUUUAUAUAAGGUAAGAAUUGGCUUUUUACUUGGAUGACUUCUUUAGAGUGGAUUUCAGUAAGGCCGAGGGGAGGGCUGGUGCCUUGGAGCUGGUGCCAAUGCUGAGGAUGGCCAUGCUCCAGUCCAGUGCUCUGCACCUUAGAGCACUCGUUGGCUUCCUCUGCAAAACCGCCUCUGGCUUCGCUUUGUUGUGCCGCUUGCUGUGUUUUGCUUCUCUGAUAAGUCAUCUGUGUUCAUGUGCACUGGAAAUUCUUCUAGAGCAGUGUCCCAAGAGACAGCGAAAACCCCAGCUCGGAGCCCACAGAGCCCAUCCUUCAUCUGCUCCUGUGUGUGCGUUUUCCUUCUGUGCUGUCCCGUGUAGAACAGCGAGAGUCCGACCAGCCUGAUGAGUCACAUGAGAUGAGGAAUGGUGGCUUAGGAAGCAUUUUGGAUAAUUCACAGAUGGAUUCAGUGGAAAAGACAACAAAUAGAAGUGAACAAAAAUCCAGAAAGUUUUUAAAAAGCCUCAUCCGGAAACAGCCCCAGGAACUGCUCCUGGUUAUCGGGACUGGCGUCAGUGCAGCAGUGGCCCCCGGAAUCCCUGCCCUUUGCUCGUGGAGAAGCUGCAUCGAGGCCGUCAUCGAGGCUGCAGAGCAGCUGGAGGUGCUGCACCCCGGAGACGUCGCCGAGUUCCGGAGGAAAGUGACGAAGGACCGGGACCUGUUGGUUGUCGCCCAUGAUCUGAUCCGGAAGAUGUCACCUCGCACAGGCGAUGCCAAGCCCAGCUUCUUCCAGGACUGCCUGAUGGAGGUGUUUGACGACCUGGAGCAGCACAUCCAGAGUCCUCUGGUGCUGCAGUCGAUCCUCAGCCUGAUGGACAGGGGCACCAUGGUCCUGACCACCAACUAUGACAACCUGCUGGAGAUCUUUGGCCAGCAGCAGAACAAGCCCAUGGAGUCUCUGGACUUGAAGGACAAGACCAAGGAAGUCCUCCAGAACUUAUACCGCACCAAGUCCUUUCUGUUUGUGGGCUGUGGGGAGACCCUUCGUGAUCAGAUAUUCCAGGCCCUCUUUCUUUACUCCGUGCCGAAUAAGGUGGAUUUGGAGCACUACAUGCUUGUGCUGAAGGAGAAUGAAGACCAUUUCUUUAAGCAUCAGGCAGAUAUGCUUCUGCACGGAAUCAAAGUUGUAUCCUACGGGGACUGUUUUGACCACUUUCCAGGAUAUGUGCAAGACCUUGCCACUCAGAUCUGCAAACAGCAAAGCCCAGAUGCUGAUCGCGUGGACAGCACCACAUUAUUGGGUAAUGCAUGCCAGGACUGUGCAAAGAGGAAGUUAGAAGAGAAUGGAAUUGAAGUUUCAAAAAAACGCACACAAUCAGAUACUGAUGAUGCUGGAGGGUCUUGAAAUCUUUACAGUAAAACCUGCAACUUGAAAACUAGCCUUCUGUAACCACAGUGCCCAAACGAAGAGGAAUGUAUGGAGAACUCCACGUGGAUCUCUGAUUGCAAAACCGUCACAUACACCAAGAGAGCCACGUGGGCAUGUGGCCCUCAAGGCUGGGUGAGAGGGCUCCCCUGUGUGUUGAACUAUGCAGGAGGGUGACGCGGACACACUUCAGGUGGACUUUGCAAGGACUGAUGGAUAGCUACCUCAGGGACCAGAAUCCGUGGGAAGGGAUGGACCUGGUGUUCCCAUUCCCAUCUGACAGGCUCUCUUUUAUCAAGGUGGUAUUUUUCGUAAUAAAAGGGGAAGAGUAAAGACUGUCCAAGCAACAGUAGUUGCCAAAGAGAAAAUACGAAAUAGACACUUUUUUUUUUUUGAGUCAGAGUCUCACUCUGUCACCCAGGACAGAGUGCAGUGGUACGAUCUCAAGCUCACUGCAGCCGCCACCUCCUGGGCUCAAGUGAUUCUCCUGCCUCAGCCUCCCGAGUAGCUGGGAUUACAGGCGUCCACCACCAUGCCCAGCUAAUUUUUUUAUUUUUAGUAGAGUUGGGGUUUCACCAUGUUGGCCAGGAUGGUCUCGAACUCUUGACCUCAGGUGAUCCGCCCGCCUUGGCCUCCCAAAGUGCUAGGAUUAUAGGCAUAAGCCACUGCGCCCAGCAAAAUAAACACAUUUUAUAGUUUGUAUGUGGAAACAUGUUACUAUAGAAAGCAUUUUAAAGGUACGUUUUAAAGGUCCACUGUUAAAUAGUAAAGAAUGAAUCCGCUAGCGAAAAUGUUUUUAGAGAGAACAGCUGAAUCAAAAGGGCUUCUUUGGAAUUAGGUUGUUUUAGUAACUUCUGUUCCAAAGAAACACAGGUCUGAUAUUGCUAAGAACUGAAAUCGGAGGAGCCAGAGGCCCUUUUCAGUCCAGGCCAGCAUUGUGCAUGGCCACUGUGGGACUGACAACCAGGAUAGCUCAAGUUCGAAAGACCAGGUUUCAAACAUUAUAAGUUCCAGGCUUUGCAAGUCUUUAUUCUCUGGGGUAAGAUCCAGUCUUUCUGUUAUUGUCUCUUAAAAUUCUCUUCCAUGGCCCACAUUAAGGGAGUUUGCAGAGAGUGAGGGAGGGCCUGCAACACUUUAAACCUUCUCAGGUUCACCCACAUGAAACGGCUGUGCUGAGUGUGCUGCCGGUGCCCGGGGAGCUUCUCUGACUGUGAGCCGGCAGAGGCUUCUGUGGCGGUGCAUGAGCGGCCCUACAGUGGAGGGUUCUCUUUGGAAACAAACAGCCCUGCUUGGUUUCAGUUUGAGGCCACUUAUCUUCAAUGUGACAUUUCUUGCCAAGCCCUGUGACACUCCCCAUUGAUGACUCCCAUAGGUACAGAUAAAGUUAAGAACAGGAAACAGAAGGGUAGGAUGCAUAGGGAGGGAGAGAAGCCCUGAAAACUUUUUUUUUCUUUUUGAAGCAUGGAAAACAAAUCUUUUAUGCCACUCCAGCCAUAAAUAAAAUUUUAACUUCAA
Molecule: messenger RNA, 3432 nt
Organism: Gorilla gorilla gorilla (western lowland gorilla)
Lineage: Eukaryota; Metazoa; Chordata; Mammalia; Primates; Hominidae
Gene: SIRAL2
Product: family with sequence similarity 118 member A
Exons: 9
Coding region: 910-1896 (328 amino acids)
Source: RefSeq, a predicted model, not a curated record